Puntigrus tetrazona (Sumatra barb) is the source of this 1988-nucleotide messenger RNA. It is a transcript of the gene dnajc27, whose product is annotated as DnaJ (Hsp40) homolog, subfamily C, member 27. The transcript is spliced from 8 exons. Bases 442 to 1263 code for a protein of 273 amino acids. The record is from RefSeq and is a predicted model, not a curated record. NCBI's taxonomy places the organism in Eukaryota, Metazoa, Chordata, Actinopteri, Cypriniformes, Cyprinidae. Gene Ontology annotation, molecular function: GTPase activity; GTP binding.
GAUUACACAGGUUAUGAUUAUUUCUCAUAAUUAUUUCUAACGUUUUUAAUGAAAAAUAUAAUUUAAAAUGCAUUUUUAAAACCUCGUUUAUAUUAUUAUAUUCAUUUCUAUGUCACAAAGCUUUGUUGAAUCUGUUGUUUUUAAUCGUGUGAGCAAAUAGUCGUUGCUAGGGCAGCUAGCCCGUUAGCAUUUGGAGUUUAAAUAAUUCUACCCGCUUAAAUAUAACAAUUAAGCGGUUUCGUGCGAUCGUAAAGUCAUGUGUGAAAUGUGCUUUCGGUUUGUGGAAAAAUGUUAUCCAUAAUAUUGCGUGACACCCUGGCUCUCUGUUAGCCACAUAGCCAGCUGCUAUCUGUGUUUACGGACGGACUCGGACGUAGUAAUUCGUGAAAUCUAGAGACAUUUCAUCUCCUCGUUUGGACGCGGUUUGGGGAUAAGUGCAAUAUGGACACGAAUGUUCAGAAGAGGCGAGAAAACAAGAAGUCGUUACGAGUUAAGGUCAUUAGUCUGGGAAAUGCCGAGGUGGGGAAGAGCUGCAUUAUUAAGCGAUACUGCGAGAAGCGGUUUGUGCCCAAAUAUCUAGCUACUAUUGGGAUAGAUUAUGGUGUAACCAAGGUCCAGGUUCGAGACAGGGAGAUAAAAGUAAACAUUUUUGAUAUGGCUGGACAUCCUUUCUUUUAUGAGGUCCGUAGCGAGUUUUAUAAGGACUCUCAGGGGGUGAUUCUAGUCUAUGACGUUGGUCUGAGGGAGAGUUUUGAUGCUCUGGACAGCUGGCUCACGGAGAUGAAGCAGGAAAUGGGCUCACAGGCCAACAUGGAGAACAUCAUCUUCGUCGUGUGUGCCAACAAGGUUGACCUGACAAAAAGGCGAGUUGUGGAUGAGAGUGAGGGGAGACUGUGGGCCGAGAGCAGAGGAUUUCAUUACUUUGAAACUUCCGCUCAGAGCGGCGAAGGCAUCAAUGAAAUGUUUCAGGCAUUUUUUUCUUCCAUAACUGACAUGUGUGAAAAUGGAGGGAAGAGGCCCACUCCGGAGGUCAAUGUAGGUUUUACUAAAGAGCAAGCCGACACCAUCCGACGCAUCCGCAACAGCAAAGACAGCUGGGACAUGCUGGGGGUUAAACCUGGGGCCACUAGGGAGGAAGUCAACAAGGCAUACAGGAAGUUGGCUGUACUGCUGCACCCGGAUAAGUGUGUGGCCCCAGGCAGCGAAGACGCCUUUAAAGCGGUGGUUAACGCUCGCACAUCCCUGCUCAAGAAUAUCAAUUGAUCAGCUUCACAUUGCCAUUAGUUGGAGUCGGAGAAUUACCUCGCAUUUGCAGAGUUCCCUUCUCAGUGAAGAUUACGCUAAGACACAUGGAGAAGCCUCUGGACUUCAGCAAAGACUUAGUAACAGCUAAGUUGAUACAGUCACCACAGCUGUCCUGUUUAUAAUGUAAUUUACAUGUUGAUGUCAAAAGUUGUAGUAGGGAAAGAAAAACAAUGCUGUAAAAGUGCGUACUUGUCAGGCCUCGGCCCAGAUCGUCUUGGAGCAUGAGGGUGACGUUGGUGGACCCUUCCUUUUCUUAGUCUGUCCUGUAACGGUUGUGCUGCUUUGCUCCCAUAGAUAUACAGGUGAAAGACCACUUAUUUACCAACUGAUUUGUAAAUGAGACUUAGCAUUCUUAGCAUUCUAAUACUGUUGUUUAAUCCCGACGAACCUCGUAGGGACACCAUGACCUACAUGGAUGAUUCCCAGAUUUUCCUCCCCUUCACCUUAGCUCACUCCAAAGAGGAGGAGAAGCAUGAGAAGAAAACGUAACUUGUCUAAUACCUUUGCAUCAGUGCAAUAUAACGGUGCAUUUUUGCUAAAAAUAAAUAAAUAAAUGGUAAUAUUUAUGUAAGUCUAUUUAGAUUUAACACUAGACUCUUUACUCUCUAGAAUGUUACUUGUCUUUUCAAGAGAAUACACUUAUAUAUAUAUAUAUAUAUAUAUAUAUAUAUAUAUAUAUAUAU